CGCGGCGGAACCUUUGUGCCCGGCUCGUAUCGCCACCCGGACGCGGCGGCGCGCGGGCCGGGCGGCGGGACAUGGAGGCGGCGGGCGGCGGGGCGGCGCGGGGGCUGCAGCCCGCGGGGCCCCCCGAGGACCGGCUCUUCCUGGUGAAAGGUGGCCUCUUCCUGGGCUCGGUGGCCGCGGCGGGGAUGCUGGCCGGAUUCGCCACCACGCUGUCGGUGGCCAAGAAGAGGAGCCCCGAGUGGUUCAGUAAGGGCAGCAUGGCCUCAGCCGCCUUACCGGAGAGCGGGUCUGCCCUCGCCCUGCGAGCACUGGGCUGGGGCUCGCUGUGCGCCUGGUGCGGGGUCGGCCUCAUCAGCUUCGCUGUCUGGAAAGCGCUGGGAGUUCAUAGUUUGCAAGACUUUCGAAGUAAAAUGCAAUCGAUAUUUCCAGCAAUUCCGAAGAACUCUGAAUCACCUGUUGAGUGGGAAGAAGCAUGGAAAUCCAAAUGAGAUGAGGCUGGUGGAUGUAUUCCAAAAAGGCUACUACGAAAAGUGUGGCUUUGGAGACACCAUAGCCACAGGACUCGGGCUUAUUUCUCCAUUGGUAACUUUGCAGACUUGACUGUUCCAAUGGGACACUAGAAUCCCGUGUCUUGUGUUAUGUGUAUGUAUUUCUGGAAUGGGUAAAGUUGUUCCAAAGUUAAGAAAGCUGUUUUCAAAUAACUCCUUUUCUAUGUGGAGGACAUUCUGGGGAAAAUACUUCUGUUUAUGACUAUCACAGAUGAAACCAGGUUUUGUAUCUGUAUCUGAAAAUAAUGCAUAAUGCAUGAUGGAAAAUCUUUAUAAACAGAUUCCAGACAGUUUUAGUUCUUCAGUGUGUCUAAUUAUAUGAAUUUCUUUACCUUUUGGGGGGUAAUUUAUGAUUUUUUUGAAUUAAAGUUUAGGGAACAAUAGUGUUGGCAUUUAUCACCGGUGUUGAUGCUCAAAGUUACUGUUCAUCACGUGCAGCGGAGUGCCCAGGACCUUCCACCACUGUCUUGUGUCUAGUCAGUCUCGUCACUGCCCCUAUCCUAACUCCCCCUGCCCUCCCUCCACUACUUGACAAUCUGAGUUUUGUAAUCCAAACCCAUAGGGUUGUCAUUUUGAUACUAUUUCUUUGUUUUGUUUCUCUGUAUACUACAGAUGAGAGAGAGGCAGAAUUUGCUGGUUUUCCUCAGGCUUAUUCCACCAAGCAUGAUACCCUCCAAUUCUAAGUUUCUGUGAACUGUCAGAUCGUAUCUCUUCUUAUAGCUGAAGUAGUAUUCACGCUUCAACGGCCUUUCUUCUCAGUCUGUAUUUGUCAGAACCCAGAUGCCUUGGUCUGAUUGGUGUGCUCCAAAGCACCAGGUUCUUGGCUCAGUUCUCUAGGUCAGGCAGUGGGCGUGGCUCCGGGUUCCUGGGAAAGCUGUAAGUCAAGCAGUAGAGAGAGGUGUUCUUCCAAGUGCAUCUUUUGAUCCCUCCUACUCACUAGUUACUUGAUGACCUCACCUUUAAAUCCUGAAGACGCUUAGACAGGAGACCAGUUGCAUAUCACUAUUGUUUGAAAAUGCACAGCCAUACUAAAAUAAUAUUGAUUAAAAAUACACUUUUCUGGUAUGUUGGUCCUGGUCCUUACUGAUUAACAAUGUUAUCAUCUUUCUCUCCCUCUGUCUCUCUCCUUCUCUUUCUCUCCCUCUCUCCCAUUCUCCUCUCUCUUUUUCUCUCCCACUCUUUUCCACUUUCUCUCUCCUUUCUCUCACUCCCUCUCCCCCUCUCCCCCCUCUCUCUCCUCUUUCUCUUCUCUCCUCUUUCUCCUCUCUCUCUUUCUCCUUUAUCCUUGUCUCUCUCCCUGUAUCCCUCCCUCUCUCUCCUCUCUCUCUUCUCUUUCUCCUUUAUCCUUGUCUCUCUCCCUGUAUCCCUCUCUCCCUCCCUCCCUCCCCCCCCCCCUCUCUCUCUCUCCCUCUCUCUCUCUCCCUCUCUCUCACUCUCUCUCUCUCCCCCUUUCUUCCCCCCAUCCUCUCAUGUUGGGGAGGAAUUGGGCCACAACCAACAGUACAGUGCCAGGCAUGGAACUAGGGUUGGCUGCCAGCAAGGUAAGCACAUUCAUCCUUGUAUUGUCUCUCCAGCCCCAACCUGUCUUAAAUAUUUUUUACCACGAAGUUACCAGAAUAUUGAGUCUCAGCAUUAAGGACUCAGUCCCACCUUCCUAAUGAUACUCCUGAUGAUGAAUUCUUACCCUCAUACUUAUCCUUCCCUACACCCAUGAUCUCUUCCAGAAAACAGAAUAAUUUUUACAUCCAAUUAUACUUACCGGAGGUUAAAUUUUCUUAAAGAUUAGAAAUACUUUAAUAUGGUAAUAUGUCCAGAAAAAUAACCCCUGGUCAUUUUAAUAUCAAUUGUGCAAUUUCUUUAUAAUUGCUUAGGCUCUAAUUAGCAAUCAAGUUUAAUAAAGUACAUUUGAAAUUUAUCUGUAAUAAUGAAACCUUUUAGUUCUAAGGAAAUUUUUUAAAUGAAAUGUCAAGUGCAUAAUGUAACAUUUUUCUCUGGACUGUGUUACCCUUUUUAAAUUGCUGCAUUGUUAAUUAAACAGGUGUAAUCAGCG
This is a messenger RNA of Sorex araneus (European shrew), 2598 nucleotides long. It is a transcript of the gene TMEM242, whose product is annotated as transmembrane protein 242. NCBI's taxonomy places the organism in Eukaryota, Metazoa, Chordata, Mammalia, Eulipotyphla, Soricidae. The record is from RefSeq and is a predicted model, not a curated record. The transcript is spliced from 4 exons. The coding region runs from base 72 to 488 and encodes 138 amino acids.